Musa acuminata AAA Group (dessert banana) is the source of this 786-nucleotide messenger RNA. Its product is annotated as photosystem I subunit O. The record is from RefSeq and is a predicted model, not a curated record. Lineage: Eukaryota; Viridiplantae; Streptophyta; Magnoliopsida; Zingiberales; Musaceae. The transcript is spliced from 4 exons. Bases 96 to 524 code for a protein of 142 amino acids.
UAUCUCCUUCUUCCUCGCCUCCACAUGCACACACAUCUUACUUCUUUAAUAGCUGGGAAGGACCAAGCGACCUGCAACGAAGGCCACUCGCAGCCAUGGCAGCGACCUCCUGUGUUGCAGGCUUGGGAUCUCCUCUCUCCCUCGCACGCCCUUCGUCAAAGCCUUCCCUUGCCUCCGGUUUCAUCGGGACUCGGGGGGCCGCAAGGAACCCUCUGAAGCUGAAGCUCGCUUCGGGUGGAAGGUUCACCUGCUUCGAGAGGAAUUGGCUGCGCACCGACCUCAACGUGAUCGGGUUCGGUUUGAUCGGGUGGCUCGCGCCGUCGAGCAUUCCGGCGAUCGGUGGGAAGAGCUUGACGGGGCUCUUCUUCGAGAGCAUCGGCACUGAGCUGGCUCACUGGCCGACAGGCCCAGCUCUCACAUCGCAGUUCUGGCUGUGGAUGGUCACAUGGCACCUGGGGCUGUUCCUUUGCCUCACCUUCGGCCAGAUUGGCUUCAAAGGCAGGACCGAGGACUACUUCCCAUAGAAAGAUCUUGUAGACUCGGUGGUGGUUCCUCUCUUUGUAUAUGAGACUUGUUUCUCUCUUCUUCCUCUCCUCUUCUUCUUCUUCUUCUUCUUCCUCAGUUAUGCCAUCUCUGAUAUGUUGAGAUGUAAGGAGAUACAAAUGGACUGAAUGCAUACCACAGAUGAGAAGGGCAUCAAAUCUAAAACAGGUGUUGUGAGGUGUUAUUUUCCACCAGUAUGUGUGUAUCUCUUGGCCUAUGAUAAUUAGAUUAUUGGUUCCAAGA